Molecule: messenger RNA, 2904 nt
Organism: Spathaspora passalidarum NRRL Y-27907
Lineage: Eukaryota; Fungi; Ascomycota; Pichiomycetes; Serinales; Debaryomycetaceae
Exons: 1
Biological process (GO): nucleosome assembly
Cellular component (GO): nucleus; chromatin
Molecular function (GO): chromatin binding; histone binding
Source: RefSeq, a predicted model, not a curated record
AGGAACUAUAAAAUGACUUCACGUGAAGAACUUUCUAAUGAAGAGCUUUCUGCUAAGCUCACAGAAUUAUCAGAAUGGGAGAAUCAGAUGUCCCACACUGAAAAGCAGCUUGAAAUUACAAGGUUAAAGAAAGUGCAUCCAUUGUAUGAAAAACGAAGAGAAAUUUUGAAAAGUAUUCCAAAAUUUUGGUAUAUCGUGCUUGCUGAAGGUGAUGAAUUUGUAGAAUAUGUCAAUUUGGAUGAUUUGAAGUAUAUAGAGUUCAUUGAUGAUAUUUACGUGUAUUAUCCAAUUGCUGAUACUGAUGUGAGCGAAGACAACUUUAAAGAUUUUUCAAUUACUAUUAGCUUUGCCGAGAGUGAAUUAAUUCCUAAACAAACCGUGACUAAACAUUUCAAGACUAUAUUUGGGGAAGAAGGAGAAAAGAUAACAUCAGAACCAGUAGAUAUAAUCUGGCCUACGGAUAUUGAAGAUCUUAACCCCAGGGCAAUAAAGCAAAAGAAUAAAGGUAAACAAUUGUCUACUGAAGAUAAGAAGAAUUAUCGUGCUGGUAUGAGAUCAUUUUUUGCAUGGUUUCAAUGGACCGGAGAAAAGCCAGGUAAAGAGUUUAGAAACGGGGAAGAUUUAACCAAUUUGAUUGUAGAUGAUUUGUAUGUGAACGCUUUAAAGUAUUAUACCCUUGCCUUGGCUUCUGAAGAAGACGACUAUGACGAGGAAGAAGAAGAUUCUUCGGAAGGAGAAGAAUUGGAUUUAAGUGAGGAUGAACCGAAUGGUAAGAAAAGACCUUUGGAAGAAGAGACAGGAACAAGCAGUAAAAAGUCAAAGUAGAUAACGUUUAAUAAAUGUCUGCCUAAAUAAACACUUUUAUUUUGUUUCAGCAACUAAUCUUUGAAUCACAUGGAACCCUUCAAACAUUUGUAAACCAUACCAUGCCAAUCUUUGCUUUAACGGAGUACGAUACUUUUUUAAAUAAUUUCUAGUAAAGAAGGUGAUUUCCCCGACAUGAAUUGCAAACAAUCCAAGAGCAAUCUUCAAGGAAUAAACCUCAAAUUUCUUAUAAUAUGGUAAUUCCACAACACUUUUCAACAAUGGAAGACUUCUAAGUAAAUUUGGAUUGAAGAUAUUAAGAAACAAAACAACCCACAAGAAAAAUGUAGGGCCACUGGCUAAAGUUGGUGGCGUAACUUUUGUCAACUUUUUGACAGCAAACCCUUGUUCUUUAGCACAAUAUUUUGCCAUAGCAAUCAAUUUCGCCUUGAUGUCUUUCAUUUGUUCAACAGGUACAUGUUCGUCUUCAAGGGCGUCAUCCCAAUAAAUUGCAAAUGACUUGGAAGUUUCUUCUGACUUUAAAUUAUAUUCAAUAACCAACUGUUUAUCAUCAACCUUGACGAUUUUCACGGAUUUCUCGAGCAAAUUAUCUGGUUUAACUUCGGCAUAUACAGCUAGAUAAUCAAUUAACGCCAACUGAUGGUCUGCAUUCAUAUGGCUUAUUAUACGUUCUGACAGCAUUAUUCCUCACAAAGCCUCUUUGUUGAACUUUGAAUGGAAAAAAAUACAAUAUGAAGAAGGAAUUUGAAUUAAAUAUGGAACUUCAUAUGAUUAUAUCAUGUCGUGCAUAGCUCAAUUCCGGAUUAGGUUAUUCAUUAUAGCGAAUUACCAGGAGAGCAAGAAUUACCAAGAAAAAACUAACUCCGAACUUUCCUGGAGAGGCGGAGCUUGAAAACAAAAAGUUUUACCACACAUUAUGGAACAGUUUCUGCCAGUCAUACUACUCUCCACCAAAAAAAAAAAAAGCAAUCCUAUUUGGUGAAUAAUCUGACGCAAGCGUAUAUAGGCAAACUUAUGAUAAAAAUAUGUUACAUAAUUUCCGAUAACAAAGUUUAUCUGAUGUUGUAUCAGGUGAUUCGCCUUACAAUGCGGGUAGCCAAAAAUGGAACUGGAGACCAACGGAAAAAAACCCCAGCGGAAAAAAACCUAUCAAACUAUAAAUUCCGAUGUAAAUUUCCAAUUUACGUAAAUGCACCAUCGCACUAAAAGUCAUCACAGUUCCUUUAAAUAUUUCCAACACAUUACACCUUCCAUUUGAUAAUAUUCACUACUUUUUAUGUUACAUUCAGUUAUUAAUAGUCAACCACUGCUGCCUUCACCACAAAAUGGAGCCAUACACCACAAGAAAGUACUACCUAGAGAUGAAGAUGUAAAAUUAUCCCAUAUAAAGCAAGAACGGAUGCGCAGUCCUGUGCCGGAUUUUGCCAUGUCACAUUUCCUUAACGAUGAAAUAAGUUACUUAUAUUGGUUUCAAGACAUUGAAGAAAAUUUGCAAUUGUAUCCUCAAUUUAAUCCAUAUUUUGUCCUUGAUAAAAUCCCCCUACUGGGAUACACUUUGGAUUAUCAAGAUAAAGUAAAGAAAGCCACUGCUAAAUGCAUAGAAAAUCCCGACGUUAAUCAAUAUUUGAAUUUUCAAUUGUACAAUUCUAUAAACCAAUCAUUACAUUAUUUAGUGGGGGAUAAAACCUUUAUUGAAAAUUUUGAGGCAAUAAAGUUUCACUUUCACCAAACAAUAAACCCAUUCUACUUGAUGACAUUAGAACACCAAUUAAGUUUUGAUUUGAAUAACAUAUUGAAAUUUUUGACGGAUUUAGAUAAUUUGACAAAAGUAUACACACUCACAUUCCAAAGACCUCCAACUAAUGAAUUGAAAUUGGAGUGGAUUAUGAGAUGCUUGAAUCAUUAUAGUGACAUAUCACGAGAGAUCCAAUUGAACUGGGAACAGAUUAAUAAAGAUCCAAUAUUGAUUAGAAGGAUUUUGACGAAAUAUGCCAAUUCAAGGAUGAAACUUAGGAAACGGAUUUAAACUGUAUUAUUUAGGGAAUUUUUUAUAGAUGUUAGUAAUGUACAAUUAUAUUG